GUUCAACAGAAAAUGUUUAUAUUGGACGCGUUUGUUUGAUUAACAGCUGGCUUCUAGUUACAAUUCAAGAUUUGUCAGCAUGACCAAAAUACGUGCGUCUAAGUUACGUGGUAAACCCGAAUCUGAGCUACAAAAACAGCUUGGAGAGUUGAAGACAGAACUUGGAAACCUUCGUUUGUAUCGCGUUACUAGAGGUACAUCCUACCAUGGAAAGUUGAAGAAAAUUCGAACUCUCCGGAAGUCGAUAGCACGUGUGUAUACUGUCAUUCAUCAGGCUCAGAAAUUGCGUCAGAGGGAAGCCUACCGUUCGAAAAAAUAUGUACCAAAGGACUUGAGACCAAAGAAAACUCGAGCCAUACGAAGAAGGUUAACAAAAAAAGAACAGUCCAUCCACUCUGCGCGGUCAAUGCGUAAGGCACGAGCAUUCCCAAGACGUGUUUUUGCAAUUAAGUGCUGAUGAAUAUAGGUAUUGUCUGGCACUAAGUUCAUUUUCGUAACAUUAAAAAUUGGUCGUCCGGUC
Molecule: messenger RNA, 520 nt
Organism: Heterobilharzia americana
Lineage: Eukaryota; Metazoa; Platyhelminthes; Trematoda; Strigeidida; Schistosomatidae
Source: the annotation of a GenBank genome assembly